AUGGGCAAUCUUAAACAUACGGCUUGGAUUGUAUGUUGUAUUAGUUUGUUGAGCUGUUGCCAUGGUGAAGUGGACCCUGAAAGACGGCGACAGCAGCAACUGAAACAGGAUCUCCUGUACAACUACUCCACCACGGUGUCGCCUUAUGGGGCGGACAACCGCGUCAAUGUAACAUUGUCCUUCGCCCCCAUAGCUGUUGUAGCUGUGGAAGAAGCCAGUCAGAUAUUUCGUCUAAGUGGCUCUCUGACUCUGUCUUGGGAGGAUCCUUGGCUGAUGUGGAACAGCACCAACGGUGUCAAAAGCCUUGCCUUUAAGCCUGAAGAGAUAUGGACUCCAAACUUUAUAAUUCCAAACGCUGUGGGUAACACGAUUUCCUCCUUAACCGCAAGUAUGCCUAUCACUGUGUAUUCUACUGGAACGACAUUAAUGUUUAUAAUUGAUGAAUUUGAGACAAUUUGCAAUUUAGAUGUGACAAGGUAUCCAUAUGAUGAACAGGAGUGUCACAUGUCAUUUCUCGGCUUAUUAGACUCAAAACUUUAUUUGCGUAGUAAAGGCUUUAGUGAUAUUUUCUCUGCAUAUUUCACUGGCAGCAGUGAGUGGGAGUUGGUCAACACUACAUUCCACGAGAAGCACUUUCACGCAUUCAUCGACACCAUACCUUAUAUUGAUGUCAAGUUCCGACUACGGCGUCACAGCAUCUUCUACACCCUAAGCGUCAUCUUUCCAAUGUGUCUUCUCUCCUUCCUCAACGCCUGUGUAUUCCUGCUGCCCGCGGCCUCAGGGGAGAAGGUCUCCUUCCUCGUCUCCAUCUUCGUGUCCGGAGCGGUAUUCCUCAACUACAUCAAUGACGCUAUCCCAAAGUCCGGCAAUGCCUCUCGUCUCACCAUCUAUCUGGUUCUGCUUCUGUCACAGAGCGCUCUGGCUCUGCUCGCCACUCUCCUGGUCAUAAACACUCACCACCGACAGGGGGCGCUGCUUUGUCUCUUGCGUAAGAAGGUCAAGGUUACAGAUUUGGACAAUAAACCCCGGGCUUGGAAUGAACCCAGUGGUAUCCAGAAAGAUGAAUCUGCUGACAGACUAGACACGAUUCUGUUUGUCAUGUUUGUGGCCAUGGCAGCAGCCUCUAUACUCGUAUUUUAUGUUUAG
Messenger RNA from Haliotis rufescens (red abalone), 1146 nucleotides. RefSeq names its product neuronal acetylcholine receptor subunit non-alpha-3-like. Gene Ontology annotation, cellular component: membrane. The transcript has a single exon. Gene Ontology annotation, molecular function: extracellular ligand-gated monoatomic ion channel activity; transmembrane signaling receptor activity. The record is from RefSeq and is a predicted model, not a curated record. NCBI's taxonomy places the organism in Eukaryota, Metazoa, Mollusca, Gastropoda, Lepetellida, Haliotidae. Bases 1 to 1146 code for a protein of 381 amino acids. Gene Ontology annotation, biological process: monoatomic ion transmembrane transport.